AUGCUCGCGUGUGUCCCGAUAGCCAAGCCUUUGAUUAAUAGCGUUUCCUUAGGCAAUUGCACAAAGGGGGCAGCGGCCUUAUACUAUUUCAAUAUCCUUAUACUCGUCCCAUACCCUUAUAUCCACCCCAUAGCUUUAUACCCUUGUGCUUAUCCAUACCCUUAUACUCCAUACCCAUCCUAUACUCAUAUACUCAUUCCAUACUCUAAUACUCAUCCCAUGCCCUUAUACUCAUCCCAUGCCCUUAUACCCAUCCCUUACCCUUAUACCCUUAUACAAACCCCAUACCCUUAUACCCUUACUCAUCCCAUACCCUUAUACCCUUACUUAUCCCAUACCCUUAUACCCUUACUUAUCCCAUACUCUUUUACUCAUCCCAUACCCUUAUACUCAUCCAAUACCCUUAUACUCAUUCAAUACCCUUAUAUUCACCCCAUAACCAUGGCUGUAUACUCACUUAUCUUUAUACUCAUAUACCCUUAUACUCAAAUAUCUUUAUACUUAAAAUACCCUUAA
This is a messenger RNA of Penaeus chinensis, 516 nucleotides long. RefSeq names its product nematocyst expressed protein 4-like. Bases 1 to 516 code for a protein of 171 amino acids. The transcript is spliced from 2 exons. NCBI's taxonomy places the organism in Eukaryota, Metazoa, Arthropoda, Malacostraca, Decapoda, Penaeidae. The record is from RefSeq and is a predicted model, not a curated record.